Talpa occidentalis (Iberian mole) is the source of this 3774-nucleotide messenger RNA. RefSeq names its product SDS3 homolog, SIN3A corepressor complex component (gene SUDS3). Gene Ontology annotation, cellular component: Sin3-type complex. Gene Ontology annotation, biological process: negative regulation of transcription by RNA polymerase II. Bases 1 to 990 code for a protein of 329 amino acids. Gene Ontology annotation, molecular function: histone deacetylase binding. The transcript is spliced from 13 exons. The record is from RefSeq and is a predicted model, not a curated record. NCBI's taxonomy places the organism in Eukaryota, Metazoa, Chordata, Mammalia, Eulipotyphla, Talpidae.
AUGAGCGCCGCGGGGCUGCUGGCCCCGGCCCCGGCCCCGGCGGGGGUGCAGCCGGCCGUGGAGUACUACCCCGAGGACGACGACGACCUGGAGAGCGCCGAGGACGACGAGCGCAGCUGCCGGGGCCGCGAGUCCGACGAAGACACAGAAGAUGCUAGUGAAACUGACCUGGCAAAGCAUGAUGAAGAAGACUAUGUUGAAAUGAAGGAACAAAUGUAUCAGGACAAACUGGCUUCUCUCAAGAGACAGUUGCAACAGCUGCAGGAAGGUACAUUACAGGAGUAUCAGAAGAGGAUGAAAAAGCUCGAUCAGCAGUACAAAGAGAGGAUACGAAAUGCAGAACUCUUCCUCCAGCUGGAGACUGAACAAGUCGAGAGAAAUUACAUUAAAGAGAAGAAGGCAGCGGUGAAAGAAUUUGAAGACAAGAAGGUUGAGCUCAAGGAGAACCUGAUUGCUGAGCUAGAAGAAAAGAAGAAAAUGAUUGAAAAUGAAAAACUGACGAUGGAACUGACUGGAGAUUCCAUGGAAGUGAAGCCCAUCAUGACCAGGAAGCUGCGGAGGCGACCGAAUGACCCCGUCCCCAUCCCGGACAAGAGGAGGAAGCCGGCGCCUGCCCAGCUAAACUAUUUGCUAACCGAUGAACAGAUCAUGGAGGAUCUGAGGACAUUAAAUAAGCUUAAGUCACCCAAGAGACCAGCAUCUCCAUCUUCUCCUGAACAUUUACCUGCUACACCUGCAGAAUCUCCAGCCCAGAGAUUUGAAGCUCGGAUAGAAGAUGGCAAACUGUACUACGACAAAAGAUGGUACCACAAGAGCCAAGCCAUCUACUUGGAGUCGAAGGACAACCAGAAACUGAGCUGUGUGAUCAGCUCCGUUGGAGCCAACGAGAUCUGGGUGAGGAAGACCAGUGACAGCACCAAGAUGAGGAUUUACUUGGGCCAGCUUCAGCGCGGGCUCUUUGUGAUCCGCCGGAGAAAAUUUUUAACUUGAGCUGGCUCAUUGGCCUUGGAAAAUGGAGAACACUGUUGUGGAUUCUGCACGGAACGUUUGUGGCCAGCCACUUCCAUCUUUGUGUCCUCCUUCGCUGCCUCGACCCCGUCAGCCAUCUGUCACCACGAGACUAUUACCGGGAGUGUUGGCAGUUGGAUCUACUUACUUCAUUGGUUUUUGCUCAUACUUUGUUUUUGUUUUUGUUUUUUAACUCCCUUUGAAUUUGGAAGGACAUCUCUUUAGGUCUUUUUCCCAUAAAGAAGAGCAGGAAGGGAUACACUGUGCAGAGCAUUUUCAUGUUUUUAAUCUGAUUGGUGGAUCACGUAGCUGCUUGUUGAGUCCAAUUCACCAUUUCCCCAGAAGCUUGGGGCAGAGGUCCUAGCAGAAGGAGAUUAAUUCUCCUGGCUCUCGGCCUUCUCGGAGAAAUAAAUGCCUGUGUAACAUCUGGCAUAUGCCAUCCAUUCCACUGGCUGAACACAGAAAGAUGUGCCUGGGAGACUUAUGUGUGUUGAAGUAAACAGGGUGUGGGGAGGGGCACUUCGUUUUCAUAAUGUGCUAAAGGUACCAUAUUUUAAAUAUCAUUUCAUGCGAGUGGUUUAUUCAGACACACUUGUUCUAGCUCAAGCUCUAGCUGGAGCAGGAAGUGGUCAUUUCAGAAGUUUUCAUUGGUACCUCAUUCCUCUCUGCUGCUCCCACGUAGGUGAAGCGGUGGCUCGAGCUCAUUAUCUGGGUUGUCUGUUGUAGGUGGGGAGGCCAGAUUGCUAGUGCAAUAAUCCGUGAUCUGUAGACUCCCACAAUUCAAAUUGCACUUUUGUUGCCAGUGCCUUUAUUGCACACUGGCCAUGGCACAGCCCUGGAACCUUGUUGGCUUUCCCAGCCUCCCGGGAGACCUCACCCAGGCAGAAGACAAAGCAGACUCUGUCGUAGCUGUCACUAAACUUACAUUAACUUACACUAAACUUCUACCGAAUGCCUUCCCUGAUCCCUCUCCCUCCUUCUCAUCAUUGGAGGAAGGCUUCAGCGGGUUGUUCUGUUGCCAUCUCUUGAGAUGUUUCAAGAAUUUGGGAUUAGAGCACAUCGUCAGCAUCUCUGUAGGCAAGCCCAGACUUUACACCGCCUAGGAAAUCUUCGUAAGCAAUUGCUUUGAUCUCAAGUGACUGCUCCCAUGUUGUCUCUGGGUGUGCAUACCCCAGAGCAACUUGGGGGGCUGUGGUGAUAAGUAUAUCCCUUCUCUAAAAUCCUGGUUUCAACAGUUACCAACCCGUACUUAGUCAAGACAUCCAUGGAUGUAUUUGUGUUUUAAUUUACAACCCAUUCUUUUAUAUCUUUUUUUUUUUUUCUGAUGUUGAAAUCUUAUUUAGAAAACAGGAUAAAUGAUGCUGUUUAUCAGAAGUUGCUGGGGCAUCUUGUGUUUCUCCUCUGUCCCCUCAUACCCCCAUUAUUAUGUUACUGUGGUGAAUCACCGCGCAGUAGAUUUCUUUUUGAUGGCCUUUGCUGUGAGGCCGCCUUCUCCUGCUUGAAUUGUCCCGGGCCUGGGUCACAGCCUGUCGUGUGAGGGAGCGGUUGGUCUUGAGCUAGUGCCCUGUGAUGGAAAUGUCUUUAGAUAUGUUUAGUGUGUGUUGCCAUCGAUAGGCUUGUUAACGAAUCUUAGUCGUCCUCCUAAACGGUACAUCCAAGUUUGUUUAGAGGGGACAGGACUGGGUAAAUAGCACCCGGGGUUCAGUGUCAGAGUAGCAGCAAGUGGCUUUUUUUCCUCAUCCAGUGACACUUUUGUGCUUUCAUUGAUACAAAGACUGGGGUUUGGGCACUUGGGCCUCUUCGGCUUCUGUCACUUUCAGGGUUUUUGAGGUCACCCUUGGGGCACGGGCACGGCCCCAUCACUGCCUUCUCAGUGUCCUCAUAGGCCUUUACCAGGAUCUGGGGAAGAUGGGAAGCAGACUUGAGACACAACAGUGUAAAUUACCUAAUCCCAGAAGAUUUAAUUUUUCAUUUCAUCACCUCAGAGAUAAAAAAAAUCCCAGUCGAACCACUGUGACAGGCCCUGUGGUAACUGGUAUGGAAGAGCCCUGUGGUUGGAAGCCAAAGGUGCUUUCGUGAGGGACAGAGGCAGCUUCCAGAUUCCUCGAAUAAGGGGACUGGCUCUUAGCCCUGGUUACUCAAUCUUUGUUCAGAAGCUGUCACUAGGCUCUGUGGAAGUGGGCCCCUCCUAACCCCAGGGCACAGAUGAAUCCUCAAAUUCAAACUCUUUCUUUCAGCUGAUACUUAGGAAGCGGUUGGGGUGGACAAUUCUGAUCUAGAGCCUGUACGUGUUUUCAUCUGUGGUUGAGCCUGUCCGCGUUGUUCUGAUCCAGAACCUGUGUGUUUUAUUCUGAUCAACACCCUCUACAUGUGCUGCAUUUGAGGCAGCCACCUCAGCUCUUAGACAGUGUUUUCUGUGGCUGUGUCCCAGUAUUUAUUUUACCUCUGUUUGGGAGGUUCAUGUGCCCUUCUUCAGCCCCGCUUCCUUGUCUCCCUAAGCCAGUGCGCUUUUGAAAAACUUCCAGACUUCUGUAGCCAUACCAAAGCCAGGAUGUUUCCACUCAUUUGGAUGCCAGUAUUUAUAGAUGUUUAACUAUCUAAUUUAAGUUUUUUUUCAAGACUUCUAACUGGGGCCAGCGUAAGACCCCAGAGGCUGACCUACAAAUGAAGCUACUUGUUUGUGAAUGAGACCCUGUGUUCGGGCCUGAGGGUGACUUUUCUAAGAGAAAUAAGGUGGUGUGUGGGUUGGUGGGGCUGGUUGCAUUU